Molecule: messenger RNA, 1829 nt
Organism: Opisthorchis viverrini
Lineage: Eukaryota; Metazoa; Platyhelminthes; Trematoda; Opisthorchiida; Opisthorchiidae
Exons: 9
Coding region: 1-1620 (539 amino acids)
Source: RefSeq, a predicted model, not a curated record
AUGAGUGCCUUUGACAAAAUAUAUCGGAGUGCUAUUCCGAUGAAGUUUUUCACUAAGGGUUGGGGGAAACCCGAAGUUCUUCGCAAAUUGGUAGAAAACACGGAAUUCAUCACACGGCGCGACCGGUUUGAAACACUUGUAGCGCACGAGUCCCCCAUCACAUUUGAACAGCGGACUGUGCGCAAGAAUGCUUCCAUUCAGCAAAGCUUUGCCUGGGGUUAUGCUGCCGGAGAACGAACUAGCUCGGUAAUCAUUGCCGUAGUUUUGCUGACCACCUCUCAGGUUUCAGCUCAUUUUACCAAAAGAGUGGAUACCAAAAUAUCGACCGAUAUGCCUACAGCUCGCUGGAACUGGGGAUCACGUAAGUGGGGUGAUUGCUAUGUUACUAAGUCAUGUAUUAAGACAUAUUACCGCCGACGUCUUUUCCUGGCGAAUCGCCUUCUGGAAGACGGGAUUGCUUCGAUUAUCAUAAUGAACCCAUUUUACUCGAAACGGAAACCAAAAGAUCAAAGGGGUUCUUGUUUGAACUAUGUGUCCGAUUUGUUCAUCAUGGGCGGUGCGCUCAUCACAGAGUGUGCGACGUUGCUCCGAUGGUGCGAGACCAAUGGAUAUGGUCCUGUUGCCAUUCAUGGGAUUUCAAUGGGCGGUUAUAUGGCAAGUCUAUGUGCAACUGUAUGGCCGAAGCCGAUUUCUUUGAUCCCUUGUCUGUCUUGGACCACUGCAUCUGUUGUGUUCGUUGAUGGGAUUAUGGCUGGGGCCGUCGACUGGGAUACUCUGACAAAACAGUACUUCUCAGAUUCGAUAUUUUCCGACUGCAUUCGUCCCCUCAUCCAACCAUCUAUACCGGAAAAGUAUAGAUGCACCAGUACACUCGAAGAGAGCCCUCUCGAGAUGCAUUCCGAACCCAGUGCACAGCCCACUGUUACCUUGCGAUCCUCCUCUCCCGGUGAAGUAGACCCCGUUUUCAAUUCCAGUGGCACCAAUGCCAUGGUCAGUGAACCCAAUCCGUCGACACUCCUUCCAUCCAGCUCACCUACGUCUGUUUUGGAUUCGUCUCCAUCCACUUCUCCCAGUACAGUACAAUCAGAUGUUGCGCGAACAUUAUAUUUUCUCAGUCUUAUCCCUCUCAAACAGCUAGGUGAUAGCCGGACUUGGCACCUUCCCGAUGCAUUGCGCCGCCCUUUUGAUACAUCCAUCUGGCACACUGGAAUGUCCUACUUCCGGCCGUGGCCGCAAAACAUCAGCAACAUCAUUUCUACUCCACCGGACCCCGAAGUACGUCAGUUUUUACGUGAGCUGAUGGAUUAUUUCACGCAUCUUGGAAAUUUCUCACCCGUAACCGACCCACGUCUCGUGCUUGCUGUGACCGCGGAACAGGACGCCUAUGUUCCACGGCAUGGUGUAACUCCGCUCAAUAAGCUCUACCCUGGAGCUGAGAUACGAAUACUACCCCAGUCGGGUCAUGUUGGAGCAUACCUCCGCAAUGCUGUGUGGACCAGAGACUUUCGGCAAGCCAUAACCGAUUGCCUGAACCGGCAGGUGGAAUUGCACUACGGUGAACCCGGUCCCUUCCGCUCCUCGCAAACAAAACCUUCAGUGACCGAUGCACAAAAACCUUGAUUCUUCUGAACAACCUAGAACUUUGUAUUACUUUAUUUCCCCCUGUUUGAUUAUCAGUUUUGCUCGUGCAGAAACUUUCACUAAUUUUAUUUGCUCGUUUGUCGCUAGCACAUUCAAUUUUUGCCGUCCCUUCAGUUUUUCUUUCAGUCCGAAGAUUUGUAUUCUCAGAAAUAAAGCACGACACUUCUGACUUGAUUUUCUGCUUCGUU